Messenger RNA from Neodiprion fabricii, 2394 nucleotides. Its product is annotated as ubiquitin-conjugating enzyme E2 J2. The coding region runs from base 569 to 1270 and encodes 233 amino acids. The transcript has 4 exons. Lineage: Eukaryota; Metazoa; Arthropoda; Insecta; Hymenoptera; Diprionidae. The record is from RefSeq and is a predicted model, not a curated record.
UUACGAUUCGAAUGACGAAAGUGCGCCUGACAAUGAGCGAUACUUGGAAUAUAAUGGUCAUGCGUAAAGCGCACAAGUCAACUACGCAGGAUGCUGGAUUGUUUCACUUCCGGUAUACGGGUCUUCCAUCAUAUGUUUGUGUGCCGUGAAAAUUGUUGGUUGUCAAAGUCGAAGGAUAUUUUUUCAUUCGUUGUGACUCCUGAUUUCUAACAAUCGCAAUAAUAUUCGCCCCGUAUUUAGCCAGGUAUUAUCAAAACUCUGCGAGUGUACCGUGAAGUCGUAUUUUCCCAACGCUCAAAUUCCAGUUAACCUUUACAACGUUGACGUGGUUUUUUUUUUUAUUAUUUUUUUUUUUUCGUCGUCAAAACUGACGUCUGACUCCUCUACGAAAAUAGGUUAUCACGUUAUACGUAUACAUGUAAAUAAUUGUAUCGCGGUAAUGUGUCUCACGAAAAACAGUUGAGCCUGAUGUGAGAAAUAAUUAAUACUCAUUCGUGAAUACAAGUGUGAAAACAGUGAAGUUUCCAUUACCAAUAGUACCGAUCAACCCAGCCUAGUUUAUAUAUAUAUGGUAAUAAUGAAUAGAAAGCCAAACACUGCCACUGCUAGAUUAAAGCAAGACUAUUUGAGACUGAAAAAGGACCCGGUGCCGUACGUCGUAGCUGAACCCGUACCUUCGAAUAUAUUAGAAUGGCAUUAUGUUGUCAACGGUCCGGAAAGUACACCUUACGAGGGUGGAUUUUAUCACGGAAAGCUCGUGUUUCCACGGGAGUUUCCUUUCAAACCACCUAGCAUAUACAUGACCACGCCAAACGGCAGAUUCAAAGUAAACACACGGCUUUGUCUAUCCAUAUCCGAUUUUCAUCCAGACACUUGGAACCCGGCAUGGAGUGUUUCCACCAUUCUUACCGGUCUCCUUAGCUUCAUGAUUGAAAAGAGCCCGACACUGGGCAGCAUAGAGACACCAGACUAUGAAAAAAGGCUGUUGGCAUCGCAGAGCCUUGAGUACAACCUCAAGGAUAGUACAUUUUGUGAAUUAUUCCCAGACACGGUAUCGGCUAUAAAAGCAGAGUUGGAGCACCGCAAGGAACUGGAAAAGCAAGCGAGACAUCAGUCGACAGCAUCUGAAGUAUCUUCGUUAAUUAGAGAUCAGUUUCAGAGAGAACAGAGUCCGCUUCAUAGUGCCCUCACUAACCUCAUUGUUAUCGUAGGUUUCGCCGCGUUUGCCUAUACUGUGAAGUAUGUUUUGAGAAGCAUUGCUACCGAGUAAAUUAAUUCUAGUUAUAUCAUAGAGAUAUUAUGUUCUGUUCUACUGAAAACCUAAGAAUGGGGUUCGUGUUUCUGUUAUAAAAACACACUAGGAGCUUCGAAAGAUCUGAUAUCUAGCGACUGGUCGAGCAGACGUAGGUAAUAGUUCUUUUGUCCUGGACACGGAUUUGAUAGGAAACAAUGAUGUUGUUUUGAUACCGAGAAUGACUAUUCAGUCUAAUGUAACCAGGUCCGUAAUCACAUCCUUGAGUGAAUUACUCGCAUUAUCCAACUCAAACAUAUGCAUUUCCAUUAUUCAUCUAUAAUAUUUCUUUUUAGCAAUUAUUUGCUUCAAUUUUCAUGUGUUAUCUAGUAUUCGCAUUAUAAUUAUCGUUGAAUAUGCAAAUUCUAAAUCACAAAAUAUUAGUAAUAUGAAGAAGAUAUAUUUAUAGAAUACCUUCUACCUUGUUAUUCAUUUUAAUUAAACACAAUAUUACUCGCGAAAUCAUGCAAAUUUUUCAAUUUAUUUCAUGUUUUUCAUUCAUGAAAAAGGAUGGUCGAAAAUUUUUGCAUGUAUUCAGCUAUGCAGAAACAAUUACACAACAAAGUAUGGAAUUAAGUAUGUAUGAUGCUCGACCAAUUAGCCAGUUGAUUCAAUUAUCUUCUUCAUGUCGAUAUGUAUUAUAUGUCGCCGAUCGAUACAGGUAGUUUUUGUAAUAGAGUUACAGAAAAUGCAGCUUUCACUAAUAUUUCAAACAUACGUUUUAUUUGCAUUAACAUCUUUAUUAGAAAACAAACACGCUUCUGCUUCGUAUCUCAUCCCUACCAAAUACAAACUCAGUAUGAAUUCAAUUAGAUCGUGUGAUUGAAAUUAACUUGACGUUAAUAUUCAUAAAUGAAAAAAAAAAAUAAAAUUGGAUCAAAGACUUUUUUUUAAACAACUCGAAAGCGGAAUAUGAUUAAUAAUAAAUAGGUAAACAUAAGUAAACGCUGUAUGAAUUUUUUAGGCACGUUCAAGAAUCGCGAAUAACAUGUUUUCAUUGAUACGUCGGAUGAUCGUCAAUUUACAAGGUAUAUUUUUAGUUUUGCAAAUUAAAGUGUGAUAUUCGUAUCAAAAAGUUGAGGCACAAAUUUGGCUCGCACUUU